AUGGAAUCUGAGAACGUGACCAGAAAUAAAGAAUUUCUUCUUCUAGGAUUUUCUGAGGAACCGGAAGUUCAGUCCCUCAUCUUUGUGCUUUUCCUGUCCAUGUACCUGAUCACCGUGCUGGGGAACCUGCUCAUCAUCCUGGCCGUCAGCUCAGACACCCACCUCCACACGCCUAUGUACUUCUUCCUGUCCAACCUGUCCUUCGUGGACAUCUGCUUCACCUCCACCACCGUCCCCAAGAUGCUGGUGAACAUCCAGAUGCACAGCAAAGCCAUCAGCUAUGAGGGCUGCAUCACCCAGAUGUACUUUUUCAUACUUUUUGCAGCAAUGGACAACUUUCUGCUGGCUGUGAUGGCCAUUGACCGCUUUGUGGCUAUCUGCCACCCCCUGCAUUACACUGUCAUCAUGAACCCCCAGCUCUGCAGGCUUCUGCUUCUGGUUUCCUGGGUCAUCGGUGCCCUGGAUUCCUUGUUAGAAAUCCUCAUGGUGUUGCCACUGUCCUUCUGUGCACAUGUGGAAAUCCCUCACUUUUUCUGUGAGCUCAAUCAAGUGGUCCAUCUAGCUUGUUCUGACACUUUUUUUAGUUACUUGGUGAUGUAUUUGUCAGGUGUGUUCCUGGCAGGUGGCGCCUUCACUGGGAUCCUUUGCUCCUACUCUAAGAUCGUCUCCUCCAUCUGCAGAAUCUCCUCAGCUCAGGGGAAAUUUAAAGCCUUUUCCACGUGUGCUUCUCACCUCUUUGUCGUCUGCUUGUUUUAUGGCACAGCUCUAGGUGUAUACCUGAGCACUGCUGUAAUAGAGAACGUACAGAGCACUGCAGUCGCCUCCGUGGCUUACACCGUGGCCACCCCCAUGCUGAACCCCUUCAUCUACAGCCUCAGGAACAAAGACGUCAAGGGGGCUCUGACACGUCUCCUUGGGAAGAAACAAUGA
Messenger RNA from Sorex araneus (European shrew), 930 nucleotides. Its product is annotated as olfactory receptor 7A10-like. Gene Ontology annotation, molecular function: G protein-coupled receptor activity; olfactory receptor activity. Lineage: Eukaryota; Metazoa; Chordata; Mammalia; Eulipotyphla; Soricidae. Gene Ontology annotation, cellular component: membrane. The record is from RefSeq and is a predicted model, not a curated record. The transcript has a single exon. Gene Ontology annotation, biological process: G protein-coupled receptor signaling pathway. The coding region runs from base 1 to 930 and encodes 309 amino acids.